Messenger RNA from Melopsittacus undulatus (budgerigar), 2745 nucleotides. It is a transcript of the gene TFEB, whose product is annotated as transcription factor EB. Bases 169 to 1542 code for a protein of 457 amino acids. The transcript is spliced from 9 exons. Lineage: Eukaryota; Metazoa; Chordata; Aves; Psittaciformes; Psittaculidae. The record is from RefSeq and is a predicted model, not a curated record. Gene Ontology annotation, biological process: humoral immune response; regulation of transcription by RNA polymerase II; positive regulation of DNA-templated transcription. Gene Ontology annotation, cellular component: nucleus. Gene Ontology annotation, molecular function: protein dimerization activity; RNA polymerase II cis-regulatory region sequence-specific DNA binding; DNA-binding transcription factor activity, RNA polymerase II-specific.
AGCCGAGCCGAGCCGGGCGGUGCUGCCCUCCCUCGGUGCGGGAGCAAGCGGGGCCGGCCCGAGCGGAGCUCAACGGAGCCGAGCGGAGCGGAGCGGUCCCGUGGGCCCGCAGCCACCGAGGUCCCCUCUGUGCUUGGUGGGCACCCACAUCCCACCCCCCGGUGCACCAUGGCGUCCCGCAUCGGCCUGCGGAUGGAGCUGAUGAAGCAGCAGGCGCAGCAGGAGGCUGAGAGGGAGCGGAUGCAGCAGCAGAUGAUGAUGAACUACAUGCAGCAGCAGAGGAUGCCAGUGGCCUCCACCCCGGCCAUCAACACCCCUGUCCAUUACCAGUCCCCACCGCCUGUGCCUGGAGAGGUCCUCAAGGUCCAGUCCUACCUGGAGAACCCCACCACCUACCACCUGCAGAAGUCGCGGGAUAAGAAGGUUCAGGCUUAUCUCUCAGAAACCUAUGGGAACAAGUUUGCUGCCCACGUCAGCCCCGUCAGCCACUCUCCCAAGCCACCCCCAGCCGCAUCCCCUGGUGUCCGAGCCAGCCACGUCCUGUCCUCCUCGGCAGGCAACAGUGCACCCAACAGCCCCAUGGCCAUGCUCAACAUCGGCUCCAACCCGGAGCGGGAGUUUGAUGAGGUCAUCGAUGACAUCAUGCGGCUGGAUGAUGUCUUGGGCUACAUGAACCCUGAAGUCCACAUGCCCAACACGCUCCCGAUGUCCAGCAGUCACAUGAAUGUCUAUAGUGGGGACCCCCAGGUGACAGCCUCCCUCGUGGGGGUCACCAGCAGCUCCUGUCCCGCUGACCUCACCCAGAAGAGAGAGCUGACAGAUGCUGAGAGCCGAGCCCUGGCUAAAGAGCGUCAGAAGAAAGACAAUCACAACCUGAUUGAGAGGCGGCGAAGGUUUAACAUCAACGACCGCAUCAAGGAGUUGGGGAUGCUGAUCCCCAAGGCCAACGACCUGGACGUGCGCUGGAACAAAGGGACAAUCCUGAAGGCGUCUGUGGACUACAUCAAGAGGAUGCAGAAGGACCUGCAGAGGUCACGAGACCUGGAGAACCACUCGCGGCGUCUGGAGAUGACAAAUAAGCAGCUGCUGCUCCGCAUCCAGGAGCUGGAGAUGCAGGCACGUGUCCAUGGGCUGCCCACCUCCUCGCCCUCGGGUGUCAAUGUGGCCGAGCUGGCUCAGCAGGUCGUCAAGCAAGAAGCCAGUGGGGACGAGGGGACACUGGAGCCACUGCUGCCUGCCCUGGACCCCGAAUCGCAGCCGCAGCCGGCGCUGCCUCCACCACCCCAGUCUCCCUACCACCAGCUGGACUUUACCCACAGCCUGAGCUUCGACGACGGCUCCCAGGGCUUCCCAGACAACCUGGAGCCUGCCCACAGCGCUUCCUUCCCAUCCCUAUCCAAGAAGGAGCUGGACUUGAUGCUGAUGCAGGACACGAUGCUGCCUCUGGCCUCCGACCCCUUGUUCUCAGCCAUGUCCCCCGAGGCCUCCAAGGCCAGCAGUCGCCGCAGCAGCUUCAGCAUGGAGGAUGCUGACAUGCUGUGACGAGGAGGUGAUGCUGGGGCGAGGACCGGACCUUCGGGUUUGGUUGGUGAAGUUACGGGGCCCUCUUCCCAUAGGAGGAGCCCGUCCUGCCGCGCACUUGAAUCUAUGUAGGAGUGAGGAGAACCUUUUCUCUAUGCACCGGGGGCUCGGAGCCAGGCUCACCGGGUGCCUCUGUCUUUCGCAAGCUUCUCUUUGGCCGGGAGCUGGAGCAGAUCCUGCCCUGCUGUGGCAUUGGCCUGACUGCAGAUUCCACAGCCCCGGAGCGUGGGCUCGGCUGCUUUUGCCUUUCAGCAAACCCCUCUCGCACCGACCCCUUCCCCAGGGCACUGCUCGGAGCCCAAGGAGCCUUCCCUGGGAGGAGAGGAGAGGGACGAUGCUCAGAGCUUUGUGUCUGCCUUGCUGCCUCCUGGAGCCCACGUCCCCAAUGAGUCUUCCCCAGCGAUGGCCUCUGAGCCCCAUCUCAUUGCCACAUCCUUCGUGGUUCCUCCUUCCUCAGAGCACUCCCAAGGUGUUAAUUGGAGCACGUUAAUCCACAGGGCACAGGAUGUUGUCUGAAGGAGCUGGGUCUGAGGCUGGGAGUUUGGGGUUGACAUUGAAGGCUUCCAGAACAACUGGGACAGGGUGUUUGAUGCUUGCUAUGACCUGCCCCCCCCCUCCUCAGCAUUUGACAGCAUCCAGCACCCCAAAACCUCACUGGCCUCUGGAGAAGGGCUGCAUGGUGCCGGGUGAUGUUCGGCCUCCCUUGAGACAACCCCCCAGAGGUGCCUCUGCCCCAUAACCAAGCCCUGGCUCUUCAGGGGGAAGGAUAAAGGGGUUUUUUACGCUUUUCCUUGGGGAUAUUCGUGGCAAGCAGAUGUCCUGCCCCACAGCUGGGCAUGGAGGUCCAGGCUUUGCCUGGAGAUCAGGGAAUGGUUUGUGCCAAACCUGAGCUGCUGCUUCCUUCGCCUUUGGCUCGUGGGGUUUAUUUCUGUUCCUAGCAUCACCAGCUUAUUCUGCAGCCAGGAUGCCUCGGUGAUGGGGACCUGCUUUGGGCUCUGUCACCUUCUGCCUUCACAGCCUGGCUCAGGGUUGAGGGGUGGGGAAUGACACUGUUCAUAGGGAAAAUACCACAGGGAUUUUUCAGGGAGAGGAGGGAAGACCCCUUUGGGAUCCUGCUCGAUAGCACAGCAUCCUGGACCAAGGAUGGGGGAUGGUGCAGGGUUG